Molecule: messenger RNA, 1257 nt
Organism: Raphanus sativus (radish)
Lineage: Eukaryota; Viridiplantae; Streptophyta; Magnoliopsida; Brassicales; Brassicaceae
Product: putative F-box protein At5g55150
Exons: 1
Coding region: 13-1119 (368 amino acids)
Molecular function (GO): protein binding
Source: RefSeq, a predicted model, not a curated record
AAUUUCAUAAUAAUGGCUGUAUCAUCCUAUUCAUCUUCGUUGUCCUGGUCGGACUUACUCCCGGAGCUUAUAGAAUAUGUAUUCCACAGCUUAAACGAUGCUAAAGACAUCCUUAGUUGUGCCACCGUCUGCUCUUCUUGGAGAUAUUCUUCUUCCUCCGUGUACAGUCGCAAGUUUGUUCCAUUUCUCUUCGUUUCCCAUCCCUCCUCUGCCGAUGAAGAAGCUCAAUCCUCUGAUGGAUUUAGAAUCAUAUCUCCGGAAAAUAUCAUUUUCUCCGGUAAUGAUCAGAGAUGGAUUUGCGGAAGCACAGGAGAGUAUCUGUUAACCGUCAAUGUUUCUUUCCCGUUUGAAGUAAACUUACAGGACCCGUUUACCAACAACGUAGUUUCCCUACCACCAUUAGCAUCUUUCGAUGACAUUCAGCGGUUGCUUCAGUUCCAAGCCAUCUCUGGAGCCCUAACCCUAAUAAAGAACUUUAUAAAGAAAGCAGCCUCUUCGACAAGUUUACUAGACCCUGAUUGGGUUGUGCUCAUAAUCUACGACUCCGAUGGAGGAAAACUAGCCUUCUGCAGACGCGGAGAUAAACAAUGGACGGGUUUGGAGUCUGAUCACGUUGAUGACAUUGUGUUCUGUAGUGGCGUUUUCUUUGCCAUGGACAGAACUGGAAGGAUAUAUCAGUGCGAACUUAGCCCUAGCGAUCCAAAAGCUGUCCCUAUAUGCACCGCCUCGCCGUUUCGAUACGACCCUUGCAAGAAAUACUUUGCAGAGUCGGAUUACAACAAACUGUGGGUGGUUCUACAGAAGCUAGACCUUAGCGACGAUUAUGACUUCUCAACGUAUUUCGAGAUUUACGAGUUCAACUCAGAGACGCAGGAGUGGACUAUGGUGAGAAGCUUGAGAGGAAGAGCUUUGUUCUUGAGCCCUCGAGGUAGAUGUAUAGCUGUUUCAGCAGGUGAAACAGGAUCUAGAGGGUUCAUCAAGGACAACUCCGUUUACUUCAUCGAUGGAAGUCUAAGCGUUUUUGAAUGGGAGAGUAAGCAAAUCAAGAAGGUUUGCGAGUCGAGAUUUUGUAAUUAUAUGUUUUGGGUCACACCUGCAGAUGUUUUUCAAAAAAAGUGAAAAAGACUAAAAUUAAAUGUAUCUUAGGGUUCAUAGUUUUUGUAGUUUUAUAUUUCUGUUCAAGUUGUGAUUCUCGUAUAAACAUGACAAUUGUCGCAAUAGAUUCCGUAAGGGUUGUUGUGUACCAAAAAUUAAAGU